AUGCUGGGGCCUGGCCUCGAUGUUGAUGGAGGCUCCUCCGGCGACAGCGAGACAGACGGGGGUACGGAUGAUGGCCGAAAGCGCAUGCGCCAUGCGCAGCGGCUGCAAGACUCUCGCCUGCUGAAAUCUGGGUCUCUAAGCCGCCCCAAGCGCUCAGACCUUGCCGGUGGGUUCACAUUUUGCUUUUCUCGUUGGCUGGCGCCAGUGGAUGAUGCUUCAACGGAGGCAAAAGCCACUCGCCGGACCAUCAAGUGGAAAUUCGAUGCUGCUGGGAUGGAACACAAUGCCCAUGAGCGUCGUCUCCCCCAGUCUGGCCAGUUGACCAUGCAGUGCACCCUGAGAGACAUCUAUCUCGAAGAGAGUCUCCGUGUUCUCGGACAUGGGGAUCCGCUUUAUCAACCAGAAAAGAUCCCUUUCAUUCCUAAUCGCAAAGCGCUCGAUCGACUUGACAGCCUACCAGAAGUUGGGCGCAUCAAAUCCCUACAAGCCAAGCAGGAGAGAGUUAGGCCAACCAACGAGGCUGACACAACACUCAAGGCAUUUUGCCGAUGUGCAGGUCGGCAUCUGGUCGAGGCUUUCACGGUAGUCGCAGGCCUGAAAAGGCUUGCAAGGUCAGGCAACGCCGAUGCUGCCUUCACACACUACCAGCAUCGGAUCAACUGCCUGCUCCAGGUUCGGGAGUCCCUCGCUUACUGGGAGGAGAGCAUCGGCGCCGAGGCCUUCGACAAGAAGCAUACUCGAUCGCGAGACGUGCGGCAUGAAUAUUUGAGGCAUACAUUUCAACUUGUCUACGUCAUCGCCGACAUAUCUUUCCCUGAGAGCCUCCGGGAAUAUACCGAGGAGAUGUCCGAGCUGUGGAAACGGGGCGAUCUGCAGCAGCAAUUCAUUCUCGACAGCGAGAUCACAUACGCCCGUUCCAAGGAGCGGACAAGACCAGGGCUGACCUCCCCACACCACCAAUUCCCAAAGCGUUUCAUGUCACAUGGGCUGCGGACGUUGACGCCGUACUUUUACUACAAUCCAGACUUGUAUGGGCACUUGCAAGUGGCAAACGAGGCCUGCAUCAAGCAGCGGAAAGAUCCUCCCGAAGUAUUCCUAAACCUUGGGAGGCUCAACACGUGGGAUAUCCAGUGA
Molecule: messenger RNA, 1134 nt
Organism: Diaporthe amygdali
Lineage: Eukaryota; Fungi; Ascomycota; Sordariomycetes; Diaporthales; Diaporthaceae
Exons: 5
Coding region: 1-1134 (377 amino acids)
Source: RefSeq, a predicted model, not a curated record